This is a messenger RNA of Pristis pectinata (smalltooth sawfish), 9497 nucleotides long. Its product is annotated as guanine nucleotide-binding protein G(q) subunit alpha-like. Gene Ontology annotation, molecular function: guanyl nucleotide binding; G-protein beta/gamma-subunit complex binding; G protein-coupled receptor binding. Gene Ontology annotation, biological process: phospholipase C-activating dopamine receptor signaling pathway; adenylate cyclase-modulating G protein-coupled receptor signaling pathway; action potential. The transcript is spliced from 7 exons. The record is from RefSeq and is a predicted model, not a curated record. Gene Ontology annotation, cellular component: heterotrimeric G-protein complex. Bases 409 to 1488 code for a protein of 359 amino acids. NCBI's taxonomy places the organism in Eukaryota, Metazoa, Chordata, Chondrichthyes, Rhinopristiformes, Pristidae.
CGCUUCCGGCCGUCAAGUUGGUACGAGCGGGGGUGUGUGUAUGUGAGCGAGCGAAAGGGAGAGAGAGAGAGAGAGAGAGUCCAGCGAGGAAGAGGGGACGUUUUUAUAAUUGUUCUCGCUCUAAAAUAAUCGAAAAAUAACCAGAAGGAGGAGGCGGCGAACAGUUGGAGCGAGAAGGGAGGAGGAAACAAAAAAAAAUUCUGACGGACAGGAGGAUUAUGUGGAAAAAAAAUAACCCGUAACCGGGUCUUCGUUUUUCUUCCGCCUCCUUUUCUUUUUUCCCUCUUUCCCUUCAUGUCGGCGUUUCUCUGAGGAGAAAGUCAUUCCUUCCUCUUGCCCCCCCUCCCUUCCUCCCCACCAACCCCCCCCCUCCCAGCCAGCCCCCCUCUGCAAAAUACCUCAGGCUUCAUGACUCUCGACUCUAUCAUGGCGUGCUGCCUUAGCGAAGAGGCGAAAGAAUCCAAGAGAAUCAACGCCGAGAUAGAGAGGCAGCUGCGGCGGGACAAGCGGGAUGCGCGAAGGGAGCUGAAGCUGCUGCUUCUGGGUACAGGAGAAAGUGGCAAGAGCACAUUUAUCAAACAAAUGCGGAUCAUUCAUGGAAGUGGAUAUUCAGAUGAAGAUAAACGGGGUUUUACUAAGUUGGUCUACCAAAAUAUAUUCACUGCCAUGCAGUCGAUGAUCAGAGCCAUGGAAACGCUUAAAAUCCAGUACAAGUAUGAGCAAAACAAGGCCAAUGCACAAUUGAUUCGAGAGGUUGACGUAGAAAAAGUAGCAUCCUUCAGUAGUCCAUAUGUAAGUGCAAUAAAGACUCUGUGGAAUGAUCCAGGAAUACAAGAGUGCUAUGACCGAAGGCGAGAAUAUCAAUUGUCAGACUCUGCUAAAUAUUACCUUAGUGAUUUGGAUCGUAUAUCAGAUUCUGCCUAUCUCCCAACCCAACAGGAUGUUCUUAGAGUUCGAAUCCCAACAACAGGGAUCAUUGAAUACCCCUUUGAUUUGCAAAGCAUCAUAUUCAGAAUGGUGGACGUUGGAGGUCAGAGGUCAGAAAGAAGGAAAUGGAUACAUUGCUUUGAAAAUGUGACAUCGAUCAUGUUUUUAGUGGCACUUAGUGAAUAUGAUCAGGUUCUAGUAGAAUCUGAUAAUGAGAAUCGAAUGGAGGAGAGCAAAGCUCUAUUUAGGACGAUAAUCACGUAUCCCUGGUUUCAAAACUCUUCAGUCAUUCUCUUCCUAAAUAAGAAGGAUCUUCUGGAAGAAAAAAUAAUGUACUCCCAUUUGGUUGACUACUUUCCAGAGUUUGAUGGUCCACAGAGAGAUGCACAAGCUGCCAGAGAAUUCAUUCUGAAGAUGUUUGUUGACCUGAAUCCAGAUAGUGAUAAAAUCAUCUACUCUCACUUCACAUGUGCCACAGACACGGAGAACAUACGUUUCGUCUUUGCCGCCGUCAAAGAUACAAUCCUACAACUGAAUCUGAAGGAGUACAACUUGGUCUGACCUGACCAAAGCAGUAAAGAAAGGAAAUAAGAAAAUUUAAACCAUAAUGAUCACAAUUGUUAUGAUCUGUGAAGUUUGCAAACUGCUAAUUGUCAUCCUGGAUACUUGUCUUUGUGCGUCCACGGAGUUGUAGCUUCUUUUAAAAAAAAAUACGAAAAUGGUUUUAUUCAACAAUGCAGGGUGGGGAGGGACAGGGGACACAACAUUUUUAAUGUGCAUCUUUUUUUGGUGCCAAUCUACAUUUCCAUUUUUUUCAAAUAUCACUUAAUAACUAGCUGUAUAACAGAUAGUUGGCUUGAGCUACAUUCUCUUUAAUGCUUGUUCAAACAAAAAAUAGCAAGUGUUCUUCCACUUGCCAAAUCAAAAUGCAAUGCCACCCCCUCUUCAUGCUCUUUUGGUUAUGCUGGCCUUCUGCUGUCUAAUCACAGAUGUACUCUGUGGUGCAAAGUGGUGAUGUUUCAGAACUCUGUCUAACAGAAACCAGGUCAUCACUUGCUUAAUUGAUGUACUGUUUCUGGUUUAUUUGUUUUUUUUUCCUGAUCAAUGAGAAAGUAUUGAUACUGUGAUUUAUUUUUUUGAUUUUUUAAAAAAUAAAUUAUUGAUGUUAUACAUAUAGUUUGCUACUUGCUGUACUUCAGCCAUGGACUACAAAGAUGGGAGCUCACUAAGCAAUUGCAGCUUGAGCAAAUAUCAUGGGGAAAACUGGGGGUGGUGGGGGAAAAUUUGCUCAAGUACUUAGAAACCUGAGAUGUGGAAAUAAUGAUUACUUGGCAAACAAAUGAAGCCAAAUCUAGUAUAAAGAAAUAAGUGUAUUUAUCUAAUUUAUGGACCAGUAUAUUUAGGCUUGAUUUCAGAUUAGAAUGUUUCUGUAUGAAUUGGUUUACAGAUGCUCACCUGUUGCCAAACUUUGAUUUUUUUUUUACUGCUGUACACUACAGUAGCAGGUUAUGGAGUUUUUUUUAGGAUGACUUGCUAAACUAAAGUAAGUUGACAGUUUAUGCUAAUUUUAGCUGAUGAGGGUUUUUAACCUUGAAAGUUUUUAAUAGAAGGAUAGUUUUAUGCAGUCAGGUACUUUUUACAGAAUCUUUUUUUAAUAGAUAUAUCAGGCCUGUUUGAAAAGAAAACCUCUGUUUUAUAGGAAUGCAGGUGCCAAGAAAGUUGCACUACACAGCUCUUAAUUUGUGAUUUCUCUGUACAAAAGUGAAAGGAUGGCUUUUAUAAAUGCUGCACAGUGCCAUAACUAUAAUGUACCUUACAUUUUGCAAGUUUUGACCUCACCAAACGAAUAUCAAGACUACUUUGUAAUAUUAAUAGUUAUCUGUAGUCCUGAUAUAAAUGCUACAUCUCAGUGGUGAAUUGGUACAGACCAUCCCCGGGUUAUGAGUGCCUGACUUAUAGAAACCCCUGCAUAUGAAUGAGCUCCCAUAAUAUUAAAUUCAAAAGUCCAACGUGCAUACAUACAUUUGUUCCUACGAACAGCGGAAUUAGUUUUUGCUCUCUCACCACUUUUAGUAACUGUUUCUUAUCAGUCUUUUCUGCUUUUGAUGCCAUUCAUUACAGUCCUGCGGAGGUGUGGUUACAAUAUCAAGUGAUUUUUGUGUAUUUUCCGACUUGUGGGCAAAAUCGACUUAAGGACAUCUGUAAACACGGAGCCUGUUCAUUACUCAGGGACAGCCUGUAUAGCAGAAUAUGGCAUGUUCAGAAGUGUGUGUGCUUUUUAAUUCCUUAUGCAGUUGGAAAUGUUUUUCUCCUGCAUUCAAAUCAUUUUGCUGCUCCCUACUCAAUGGUAGUACAGCUGGUAAGUUUAAGUAAGCCUCUGAAUUGUAGUUCUUGCCAUCACCAUAGGAAAUGCCGUCAUUUGCUUUGAGUUUUAGCCAACAAAAGGGCACCAGAUUCAACAUUGUGGUGAUUGAUUUAAUGUACACAGAUCUUCUCGCACUAACGCAACUGGGAUAGAAUAUGAGAGCAGCAAAGGCAUACACAAUACAACAUUUUGCAUUUUAUUGUUUGACUAUAAUCCAACAAAUGCUUUUUCAAGUAUCGCUGACUGUUCAGAAGUAUAGCCGUAGAUAAUAGGUUUUGUUGUAUUUUUUAGUGGAAUGCAGAUUGAUGAUUCAGAGUUAAAUUUGUUAUUAUUUCAAACAUGGCCGAAAGUGUAAUUUGGUAAGCAGUGAUGUAAUGGAAUGAUUCAUGGUGAGAAUGCCAUUGUAACUACACAAUUGUUUGUUCAUAUUAAGUUAAAACAGCACUGGCUAAACAUUUUGAUUAGCAGAAAUGUGUUGAAACUGGUAGCAGCAAAGAUCUGUUUCUGUAACCCCAAGUAUUACAUUUUCUUCCAUUUUUAAAAAAAAGUAAUGUUUGAUCUUAAUAUCAUAAAAUUGAUUAUCCGGCAUUUAUAUUAGUGCUAUUUUUGGUGAAUUUUUAACUUUAUCUGCAGUUACACAGAAUAUAAACUUAAUGCCCCUUCUGAAAAGGUACUUUUAAAAUAAGUAUACCAUAUCUGAAUGAGUAAAGAGAAUAAAAAGGGCACCAUCAAAUUAACACCCCUCAUGCAGAUAUCACAUGUUUCUACCUUGAGAUACUUUGGGAUUUUAAAUAAGAGUUCAAUUUUAGAGUUAGUAAAUGUGAAAUUAAUACAUACAAGUAUGCAUUUGACUUUAUUUCAAAACACUUUCCAUGUCAGGUUAGAUUGAAAGAGAAAUUUGAUUAUUUACAAAGCUCUUUAUCCUUUUCUUUCUGUUCUUAAAUUGUAGUUUAAAACAAUCAAGUAUUCUCUACACUACAGACCAUUAUCAAACACUCUAAUCCCCUGCAAAAGUUUCAUGUUUCUAUUCAGUGCCAUUUUUAAUGAGCAAUAUAAUGAUACAACAUGAGGUUUCCUUAAUUCUUGUUUACACAAAAUGUCUUGGACAUUUUGACAGGACUAGACAAUGUCAGGGGAAACGGGUGCAGUGGGUGGGGGAGAUACUUUUGGAUACAAAAAACAGAAGGAAUUGUACUUUCUAACAUUAUGGAACAGAAAAGGAAUCUGUUGGGCAGUGAAGUAGAGUGCCUUACCAAAUCUUGAAGUAAGUUAUUUGCCUAUAAUGUGUACACUUCAGUUUUAUUACAUAAGGCUAGAACAAAGAUUUUCGUCUUUUGAAUCUUUCUCUGUCCCUCUUGAAUUUAACGCUUGUAAGAAAUAAUCCAAUAACUAAAAAAGACAUCUAAUUCAGGAGUGGAAUCAAAAUGCUAUAAUCUUUGCAGAAAGGUGGGAAUGUUACAACAGAGAUUUAGGGAAAAUUGGGUUUGCAGAAUAAAGAUGCAAUACUUGGUAUGUUAGCCUGACUCUGACUAAUAUAUAAAAGUUAUGUAUCUUUACUUGAAACCAUCUGGUAUGAUUUGAUUACAGCUACAGUGCUAUAGAAUGUAAAAUGCAUGUCUUCAAUUGAGAAUAUUCUGCAGGUAUUUGUCCCCACAUUACCUUCCUCCAUGUUCUUCACUGCUACUUUGCAAAACUGUUAAAUUUUAUUAAAAGAGCUCCUUUCCCCCCAUGAUACCCUUACUAGUAAUGGCUCCCACUUCCUCCCCAUUCAGAAGGAAUGAUUUAAUUAUUCCAAAAUGAGCAUCUUCUUUGUAUUAAUGAAUAGUGUGCAUUUAUCUUUGCCUGAAUAGUAUUGGACAAAUUAGAAUUUACGAUAGAAUGCAGCUUUCGGUCACUUAUAUUGAGUGUGUGCAGCAUAUUAUAAUACUAUUGAACUUUUAAAUUUCUAAUUUUUCAGGAAGAAUGCAAUUUUUGCAUAAUUAAGUAGUUUUUUUUGAAAAGAAAAUUAGCAAAAUUCUGGAACUGAACUUUGUGUGCAUGCAGUUAUAAAUAUAACACUUUAUUUUGAGCUCAGUGGGUAGACAUCAUUAUUAUGGAAUGAUGUAAUUUUUAAAUGACACUAAGCAAUUUUAUGAUUUGGAUAGCUGGUGAUCUUUUAGAUGAGAAUGUCUAACCAAUAUCUCUCAAGUCCCUUAGGAAAAACUGACUUUUAAAUAGUUUGUUUACAUUAAUGGUGGAUUUGAUAGUUGCAGGACAUGUAGCUUUUGAACAUGUUACUCAAGUUAGCCAAGAUUAAUGAAUUGAAGAUUGUAAAUGUUAUAUCGCAGUGGAAAUUCAAUUCUAUAAUUUUCAAAUAUAACCAAAAGAUCAUUUUUUCAUUCCUAAUAUUCAACCAUGUACAGCUUGUUUUGAUCUUAAAGCCAAUCAGCCUGUGUAAAUAAGAUUUUGUUUCCCUUUACACCCUUUACCAUCCAAAUUUUCCAAGAAAAAUGUCAUUUCUCUUUAGAUGUAAGAGUUUAUUUAAAAAAACACUACAUUGACCAUACUGAGUGAUCUAUUAUUGGCCCCGGGUUUUGUGCACUUUUGAGUUUUUAUGCAUAACUUGUAAACUUCAUGUUGAGAAUUUGGACCCAUAAUCAGAAAGGUUACAUAAUGCAUAAUGUUGAUUCCAAUUUACACUUUUUGCACAUUUACUUUUGUGAAUAUGGGUCACAAUGUGACGUGAAACAAUUUACCAAUUUGAAGGUGGUAGUUUUUUUUAACGAACCCAGAUUUGCAAAAGAAAUUGUAUAAAAUGUAUGUAGUAUAUGCUUGCAUACUAUAGGGGAAUAAAUAUGAGAAAUGCCUCUGUAUUGUAUUUCAGCCAAGGGACCAAGCUUUGGUCACAAAUCUUUUUUUGGUUUGUUUAUUCCUUGAGGAGAAUUAGCAAGCUUCUAGCAGCAGUGGCUUAUUAGUAAUUGCAUUUUAAUCUUUCUAGCUAUCUGCUUUACAGUAUUGAGCUGUAUAGGCUAUUUUUCCACAUUGUUUUCAUUAUCUCAAGCUUCUACGUUUGAUAUUCUGCAAAUAUUUGGGAAUCCAAGUGAGAAAUGGGGGUGUGAGUGGCCAUGAUAUCCUUGGUUUAUCAGGGUUGCUUAUUUUUGCAUAUUUGAAAAUCUAGGUCAAUCAGUGAAAGAAUCAUUUAGUGCCAUUGCAAAAGAAUGGUAUAUGGAUGAUCUUUAUAUUAGGACUGGGGAUAAAUUCUGUAAAAAAAAAAGUCAUAUGGCACAGAAACCGGCUCUUCACCCAUUAAGUUGGCACCAACUAUCAAACACCUAUUUAUGCUACACCUACUGUAUUCUCCCUACAUUUCUCUCAACUCCCCACAAAUUCUACCACUCACCUACACACUAAGGGCAAUUUAUAGUGGCCAAUUAACCUAUCUACCCGCACGUGUUUGGGAUGUGGGAGGAGACUGGAGCAUCUGGAGGAAACCCACAGGGUCGGAGGGAGAAUGCAAACUCCACAGAGACAGCACCAGAGAUCAAGAUUGAACCCAGGUCGCUGGAGCUGUGAGGCAAUUACAUUUGCAAGUAUUUAUUACUACAAUGAAAUCUGCAAUACAAGUUAUGAUUUUUAUUUGUUGAUUAAUUGUUGUAAAUUAUUGGAGUAAGUAGGUUUUUUCUGGGAGGUGGUGAUAACAAAAGAGGGCACCUCUAAUGAAGGGUGCAAUUUAUAAUUAUUUCACAGUUACUUUGCUGUUUUUAUAUUUUUAUACCUUUCCUGUCAGGUUAUUAAUGAGGUUGUCACAAAAAUAAUUUUAAAUGACUAAAAUGCCAUGUUGAUACUAUGGGACCGAAGGGAUAUUAGGUUAUUGCAGGAAAGUGGUGCCAAGAUGAAAGUUCACCACAUGAACUUAUCGAAUUGAGUUGAAUAGAUAAGAGGGGCCAAAUGACCAAUUCUUGCCUUUUCCUAUGUUCUAAAUUAUUACUGAUAGGAAAAUACAUUGGUUUGAUCACCUACAGAUGUUUCCAAAAUAGAAAAUGCUGGAAAUAGUCAGCAGAUCAUGCAGCAGCUUUCAUCAGAUGUUGACCUGAAACAUUAAAUAUGGCUCCCCCUCUACAGAUAUUGCCUAACCUGAGUAUUUGUAGCAUUUUCUGUUUUCAUUUCAGAUUUCCAGCAUUUUUUGCAAUUUUUUUUUGCUUUUAGGAGAUCUUGCAACACCUGCCAAUCUGCCCCAACCCCCUCCAGCUCCACUUUGGCCUUCCAACAGGAGUAAUAAAUUCAGUGAAUGUGAAUCAUUUUCCAUGUUUAAUUCAGCUGCAUGAAGAUGCGAUUUACAAAUUUUAAAUAAUAGGUCAAUGAUUCACUAUGUGUACCUGAUGGUAAUAUUUAUAGUAUAACAUUUGCCGUGUAGGAAAGUAUCCAUAAAUGAAAUGCCUCAGUAUCAGUUAGGGUGGUAGCAUGUUCCUUCAGGUCCUUAUUUUUCAUGCUCUUAUGUGAAUUUCACAAGGGAAAGUCUGGCAAUUCUACUGGCAGAAGCAAAAGAUAAUAUGAAUUUGGGUUGAACGGUACAUGUACUUAUGACCCUUGAAGAACAGCCUACACUGAGAGAAGGUACAGGAGAGGAAAUGAAAGAUCACAGAGAGAAUAGUGGAGAGAUUUCACUGUUUCUGCUCACUUACUAAUUGUCACCUUUCCAUCAGAUUUCCUCCUUUGUGGGUAUUUCUAGACAUUUUAACAUUAAUGUCUCUAUUCAUGAAAUAUUUCUCCCUUUCUGGCUAGAUGGGAUUCAGCAUUGGUUUCUGAUUAACAAUAAUUAUUACUUGUGGGCCCAGCCAUACUGGCAUUCACAGUGGGAUUAAGAAUGUUCUGUUGAAGUAAGAUGUUUAAUGUUUUCAUCGAGGCCUUUUGUAUUGUGAAUACUAGUACAACCUGCUACUAAGUAUAUUUUCUCAGUGUUGGAAAGCGAAAAUGCAAUGUGAUCAUUACAACAUUCCAGCAGGUAUGAAAGUUGCAGUCUGCUGAGGGCAGAAAAUCAGAAGUGGUGCUGAAUUCAACUCCUGUUUCAGGAUCAGUGUUUGAGAGAGCAAAACAUGCAUCAUCUAAAUAACAAUGCUUUAUCUGCCUGCAUAUCUGCAUGAUGAAGUUGAAAUGUUAACAAUUGCUUCUCAUUUUGGCUUGCUGGUUGGUAAAGGGGGCAGCUGGAAGAGAUGCAUUCUUUCUGGCAGCUUUUAAUGAUAAAAGUAACUGUUGCAGAGCCAUAAAAUAACAAAUUGAAAAUAUAUUGUGUUCAUUCAUCAAGCAAAGAGUAGGGUAAUUAGAAGAUGUAACUUUUCCAUUGCUUGUAUAUUGCCAGAUCAACAGAUAAAGCCCAAUGCUGCACAGAUUUGAAAAGGGAGGGAGACUGUAAGCAACAAUCUCACUUUGCUUCAACACAGCAAAUCAUUUAAGGCUGUCCAUGCAAUAAUUAAGGUACUAAAGACUCCAUGUGGAAAAAUAAGCCUGUUCAGUUGGGGGGUGGGGGUGGGUGGGGAAGGGGGGGAAACGCAGUUUGAGCUGAAAAGUCAUCUUUAGCUUCAGUAAGGUUGUGUAUAGAAUGAAUAUUAUACCUCCUGUAGAUGUCCUGCCUUCAUGUAAAGUAACUGUUCUGUCAUAGGUCUGGGAUGUUAACAUUUUAUUAUUCAUUUGGUGGGAUAUACAAACUUCAUAUUUUGUUGUGUAUUUCUAUGCUUGUAACUUUUUGAAGAAAAUUGAAGCAUGGCAGCCAUCAGCAGUGGUGUAUUGAACUAAAAUAUGUAUUACUGAUCUUUCACAGAAUUUUUUAAGUAAACCAAAUGUAAAUUAUGUAGAAUAAUGAAUUAGUGUGCCAAGUCCCUUCUUUGUAGUGCCAGACUCUCCAAGUGCCAAUGUGGUGGAAAUUUAGGUUGGACUUGUAUAUUAGGUCCUGUUAAAAGGAAACUUUAAACUAUUUAAGAGCUAUAACUGCUGUUUUUAAAUUGUCAUUUUAAUGCAUGUAUUGAUGUUGGGGAGGGACAUAGUUUUUGAAAAAUAAAAAAAAUCUUGUAUAAUUCGCCCAAGAAGGGUCUUACUGGUUAUUAAUACAGUAUUUUUCGGCCAUAAUUUUGUAAUAGUUUCAUUUGACCUCUGUAGCUUGACCCUCAUGGAAACAUGAACUUGAUUUUCAUAUCCUUAUCCUGAAAUCUGUUUUAAAUUGGAAUAAAUUUUG